GAGAGAGAGAGAGAGAGAGAGUGUGUGUGUUCAGAGUAUAAAGUCAGAUAAGUUUUGCCUGCUCUCAUUUUUUGCUGAUAGUUGAAACGAAACACGGCAAACCAGAAACAUGAAGGCCUACCUGCUGUUGCUGCUGCUGCUGCCUCUCUGCUCAGCUAAAAAGUUUAACAUUGAGUGCUAUGGCCAGGACUUCGUGUGGGUCAACAACAUGCUGCUGCAGUGCUCCAGUGAUGUGGAACAGGCCUGCUACACAAGAGAUAAUGGAGAAAAGGGCUGUACUGAGCUGCAUAACUGCUCACAUGCAGGCUGGAACUGCUGCUACACCGACCGCUGCAACCAGUGAGCCAACCACGGCGGAGGAUUCACUGAAAUUCACAAAACAAAUGAUCUGAAUAAAAAGUUGAGACAGA
Messenger RNA from Cheilinus undulatus (humphead wrasse), 410 nucleotides. RefSeq lists its product as uncharacterized. The record is from RefSeq and is a predicted model, not a curated record. Bases 110 to 343 code for a protein of 77 amino acids. NCBI's taxonomy places the organism in Eukaryota, Metazoa, Chordata, Actinopteri, Labriformes, Labridae. The transcript has 3 exons.